Macadamia integrifolia is the source of this 555-nucleotide messenger RNA. RefSeq names its product extensin-like. Lineage: Eukaryota; Viridiplantae; Streptophyta; Magnoliopsida; Proteales; Proteaceae. The coding region runs from base 1 to 555 and encodes 184 amino acids. The record is from RefSeq and is a predicted model, not a curated record. The transcript has a single exon.
AUGGCAUCCCCUUUUCCAAAUUCUCCACCUUCCACUACCACUCCUCCACCAAAUGCUUCUUCUAUUGCAAGUCCACCGUCACCAUCGGCGUUGACCACUAGUCCACCGCCAUUUCCCUCUUCAACGAUUGCUUCACCUCCUUCUAACUCAUCGUCGCCAUCGCCGCAGCCGCCGCCACCUCAAUCCUCUCCUUCUCCUCCAGCUUCGAGGUCAACCCCACCUCCUCAAUCCUCUCCACCACCGCCUAUGGCUUCACCGCCGCCACCUCCUUCUCUAUCCCCUCUGCCACCUGUGGUGGCUUCGCCGCCGUCUCCGGCAUUAUCACCACCGCUACCAUCGAGUAGUUUUCCUCCUCCGCCUUCCCCUGUGGCGCCAGUGGCCUCGCCACCUCCACCUCAAUCACUUUCACCGCCUCCGCCUGUUUUUGUCUCUCCAUCUCCCCCACCUUCGGUAAACCCACCUGGAAAUUCUACUUCCCCACCCAGUCCUCCCCCGGUGAGUUAUGGGAAAAUAAAGGAGAGGAUGAAGAAGGGUAAAAUUAUCUUUUUUAUUUAA